AGAGGCUAUUCCAGGAGGACGAAACGGUGGUCGAGAUUUUGAUUUUCGUUUUGGAGGAGAAUGAGAUUCAGUGGAAGGACCUGUGAUCCAAGGGAUCCUAAAACCACAUUGCUGGUUUUUUCCUGUCAUGGAUGUUGAAGUAAACAACAAAUGCUGGGGGUGUGUAGGAUACUGCGACUUCGCCAAAAUCCUCUUAGGGGCGCAAUAUUUCAACAAUUUCAAGGAAAUGCAAUCUCUAACCUAAACAAAAAAAGUUCAAAUUUUGGAUGUGUUACGUCCUCUCCACGCACACAACAGAAGGGAUUGGAGAAUGUAACAGUGUCAGAGGUUCUAAUGACAAAAGGUGAAGAGAAUAUCGGUUCCUGGCUUUGGUGUCGAACCGAUGAUGCUGUCAUUAAUGCAAUGAAAAACAUGGCUGAUAAUAACAUUGGAUCAUUGGUUGUACUAAAGCCACAGGGGCAGCACAUAGCAGGGAUUGUCACAGAAAGAGACUGCUUGAAGAAAAUAGUUGCACAAGGAAGAUCUCCAUUAUACACACAAGUUGGUCAAAUAAUGACUGAUGAGAAUAACCUGAUAACUGUGACUUCUGGCACCAACAUUCUUCAAGCAAUGAAAAUUAUGACAGAGAAUCGCAUUCGGCAUGUUCCAGUUAUAGAUGGGAAAAUAGUUGGUAUGAUUUCCAUUGUAGAUGUGGUGCGAGCGGUGAUGGAGCAGCAAAGUGGAGAAUUGAAGCGACUCAAUGACUACAUCAGAGGAGAAUACUAUUAGCAGAAGAAUUCAACCAUGUAUACCAAAUUCAUGCAUCAAAAUGUAAUACACCUUUAUAUUUCAUAAUGAAUGGAGUUUGAUUUCUUUACCA
Vigna unguiculata (cowpea) is the source of this 859-nucleotide messenger RNA. RefSeq names its product Cystathionine beta-synthase (CBS) family protein. NCBI's taxonomy places the organism in Eukaryota, Viridiplantae, Streptophyta, Magnoliopsida, Fabales, Fabaceae. The record is from RefSeq and is a predicted model, not a curated record.